AUGGGCUCGGUGCCCAUGGAGGGUACAGUACCGGUGACUGACGGCAGUCUCAAAAGUCGUAAGAAUUUCAAUGUCCGAGAGUUUGCCCGACAGUACGGGUUGGGUGAGCCGGUAGCCGGAAAUUUUUACCAUGCUAAGUUUGACGAUUACGUACCCAUAAUAACUGCUAAAUUACCAUAA
Molecule: messenger RNA, 180 nt
Organism: Oppiella nova
Lineage: Eukaryota; Metazoa; Arthropoda; Arachnida; Sarcoptiformes; Oppiidae
Source: the annotation of a GenBank genome assembly